Molecule: messenger RNA, 684 nt
Organism: Aureobasidium pullulans EXF-150
Lineage: Eukaryota; Fungi; Ascomycota; Dothideomycetes; Dothideales; Saccotheciaceae
Exons: 1
Coding region: 64-549 (161 amino acids)
Source: RefSeq, a predicted model, not a curated record
CAUUGUCACACAUGUAACGAGGUCGGUAAUAUGCGAACAGAUCGGGUGGAGAAAUAGUAACAGAUGUCAAGGGUGUGCAGAAGCGAAGGAGAGGCUGUGGAUGGAUUGGGAGAGGCGUUAAUAAGUACACCAACAAGGGAAAUGGUCGUCAAGGAGGCCAGGGCAGACAUGAUUAGAACGGGGUUCACAUCUAAAAUGGCAGCUUUACGCCAUGGGUGGUGUCGGCCAAGACGUCACAAGCUACCAGACAUGGGCGUGUAUCGGUCGACAGCUACUACGGAACAGCCAAGGGCAAGCACGCGCACAUGGCAGAUGCACGAGAGUUUAGCGUCGUCGCAGGGCAGAGUCAGGUAUCGGCGAGUCCUAGAGUCGUUUGGAUUCAGGAAAGGCGUUUCAGUGGUAUUGCGGGGGUGGAGAGCGCCACGGUCAGAGCUACCAUCGAGCUGCCGGCGGCGCCGGCACUUGUGUCAAAAACAGGGCUCCACGACGGACUUAGCGAAACGAAGAAGAAAUCAUGGUUUGAUACGGGAGGGUAAUAACACAGCUUGAUUCAUAAGAUGACGCUUCCGGCUGCUGCUUGCAUACCGGGCUGGGUGGACCAAAAAUACGCUGCUGGCUGUGCAGUCAAAGUGUGCAAGCGAGUCGGCGAAGGCGAUGGUAUGGCAUGUGAUGAAUUAAAUGACG